This is a messenger RNA of Enterobius vermicularis (human pinworm), 636 nucleotides long. The record is from the annotation of a GenBank genome assembly. NCBI's taxonomy places the organism in Eukaryota, Metazoa, Nematoda, Chromadorea, Rhabditida, Oxyuridae.
AUCUUUCAGGUGUUUUUUCUUAUUCUCGGUAUUGUUAUAUUUGCUGCAUUAGUUUACUAUGCAGAAAAAUUGGAGAACAAUCCAGAAAAUCAAUUUUUAAGUAUACCUCUUGGCCUUUGGUGGGCAAUAUGCACAAUGACUACGGUUGGAUACGGCGAUAUGACGCCGCAUACAGCACUUGGACGACUGGUUGGAAGUUUAUGUGCUGUUAUGGGUGUGUUAACCAUUGCAUUGCCAGUUCCCGUAAUUGUUGGCAACUUUGCUAUGUUCUAUUCACAUGCCCAAGCCAGGGAUAAGUUACCAAGAAAGAGAAGAAGAGUACUACCUGUUGAACAGGUACGUAUGCAAGUUCGACGUCAUGUUGCUGCAAUGCAAAUUGCUAAUGUUCAGCGUCGAAAUACAUUGGUAACUUCUUCGACUCCAACACAACAAAACGAAGAAAGUCGUGACGACGAUGAAACUUUGCUGUCAAAUGAGGUGAAGAAGCAAAAAUGGAAAGGUGAACUGUUUCUGGGCAAAGAGGAGAAACGAAACGGCCCAAAAGAUAAGCUUCAUAGGCGUACAGCGCACAUGUGGAUAUUAGGAAGAGCUAAACCAAUAUUCCACAUUAAUGUUCAAGGCAUCGAAUUUGUUUAA